UUUACUUCCGGUUCCUAUACGUGUGCUUCAGUUAUCAGUCUGGCUUCUGCUCACCACAGAUUUAAGGGAUUGUGAAGGUUUUGGGCUGCGGAUAAGCGAUGGUACUCCUCGAGAAUGACUCGUUCUUGACUGAGCUGACACGGCUGUUUCAGAAGUGCCGAACCACUGGAAGUGUUUACAUCACAUUAAAGAAGUAUGAUGGAAGAACAAAACCAGUUCCCAGAAAAGGCAACCCAGAGACCUUUGAACCUGUGGACAACAAGUGUCUUAUCCGAGCCACUGAUGGAAAGAAGAAGAUCAGCACCGUGGUCAGCACCAAAGAAGUAAUAAAGUUCCAGAUGGCCUAUUCAAACCUGUUGAGGGCACACAUAGAUGGCCUCAAGAAGAAGGACAAGAAGAGCAAAAGUAAGAAGACCAAAGCCACCCAGUGACCAAGAGAAGGUGCUGGAAAAAACCACAGCUGCCAUGCUCACCUCUCCCUCUAAUCAACCCACUCGUCUUGGACUGCACUCACCCGUGCUGCCUCUGUCCUCCCAGCUAUAUCUGCAGCAUUUUGGUUUAACUGGGAUGCUAGUUGCUUGGCCUGUGCAUCCACUGGUUUGGUGACAAAUGCCGGGGUUUGUAUACAAUCAGCAAGGUGCUGUAGGAGGAGGCUUGUGGCAUAACUUCCCGUGAACAUUCAAAGGGACUCCUGGUGAUACCUGUACUUGGACUCAAACCAAAAAGUAUAACACAGUUGUAAAGGAGCAGCCCUUUGUUGUCUGGGAUAGAGGGCUUCUCGUAGAAAAUCAGAGUGCUGCUAAGAUUGAGGGGUUUAAACGUAUACCUUUUUUAUUUUAGGUUUUUUUUUUUUUUGAUCACAUUUCCUAUAACAUUUUUCAACUUUUCAGUUGUCAUUGACAGUCUGCAUUAAUGAUUUUUAGGGUCCUGAUUUUAGUUUUUCUGUCAUUCCCCAAAAAAGAGAUCUAUUUAGUUCCACCAGGUUUAAAAAAAAAAAAAAGGCAUAUUUAUCAUGGUCUUUUUUUGUAUUUGACACAGUACUAAGAGUAGAAAAAAAUUUGUAUAGAAUCCUCUGACUUUUUUGUUUUUCCUCCCCCCUUGUCCUGUUAUUGCCAUAUUCAAUUAGUUUUCAUGUAUAUAUUUUGGAUUGUAUGAGACUGGCUUUGGAAGGCAGGAGACCUUCAGCUUGAUGGUUAUUAAUAUUAGGAGGGUGUAUUCCCAUGACUUCCCUUUUUUUGUUUUGUUCCUGAUAAAAUAAAAGUUAAAGACCUGA
Molecule: messenger RNA, 1273 nt
Organism: Scleropages formosus (Asian bonytongue)
Lineage: Eukaryota; Metazoa; Chordata; Actinopteri; Osteoglossiformes; Osteoglossidae
Gene: srp14
Product: signal recognition particle 14
Exons: 5
Coding region: 99-431 (110 amino acids)
Biological process (GO): SRP-dependent cotranslational protein targeting to membrane
Cellular component (GO): signal recognition particle, endoplasmic reticulum targeting
Molecular function (GO): 7S RNA binding; endoplasmic reticulum signal sequence receptor activity
Source: RefSeq, a predicted model, not a curated record